This is a messenger RNA of Peronospora belbahrii, 1806 nucleotides long. Lineage: Eukaryota; Oomycota; Peronosporomycetes; Peronosporales; Peronosporaceae. The record is from the annotation of a GenBank genome assembly.
AUGCUCACAUUGGUGCAGAGUGAAGCUGAAACACCUCGAGAGAUUGUGGAAUCGACAUAUGACCGGUUUUUGGUGGAAUUUCCGCUAUGUUUUGGCUAUUGGAACAAGUAUGCUUUGUAUGAAUAUGGACUUGGCAGUAAAGUCAUAAAUGACGGCACAAGCACUGUUGCGACACCAGAAGAAGCGAAAUUGAAGGCUCGUCAAGUGUAUGAACGAGGUGUUGCAGCAGUUAAAUACAGCGUGGAUAUGUGGAUGAAGUACUGUGAGUUCCUUAUUCAUACGGUCCACAACCCUGUGGACGAAACGCGACCAAUCUUGGAAAGAGCAGUAAAGGCGUGCGGAGCUGAUCCCAUGGCUGGUCCAUUAUGGGAGCUGUACAUCCAGCUGGAGACCGUGAAUAAUGAUAUGCCUCGCCUGAAUCAAGUUUUUAAAUCGAUCAUGUACCAGCCUCUGCGAAAUCUCGAUGAAUUUUGGGAGAAAUACAAUCAGUUUGUGUUAGCCCAGCAAUUAAAUGCGUUGGCAACACCUGAAGAACAAAAAGCACUUGCUGGCAGUGGAGAAGAGCUAAUGGAUGAAGGAUUGCUGCGUGUCAAGAUUGUGAAUGCUGUGGAGACUGUGAAGAACAAGACGAUGGAGGAUAUUUACCGUCGACAGGCUUUUGAAGCUGCGAUCGAUCGAACCUACUUCCACGUGACACCAGUAGCUGAGUCUGCGAUGAAGAACUGGCAUAAUUACUUGGACUUUGAAGAAGCUGCAGGUAAUGCAGUCCGUUGUGAAAGUUUGUACGAGCGCUGCCUCAUUUCUUGUGCAAAUUACGAAGAGAUGUGGCUGCGUUACGUUGAUUGGAGCGAAAAAGUGCAUGGCUUUGAGGCAGCCGACACUGUGUUCCAGCGUGCUGUGACGAUCUUUCUCAAGUAUCGCCCGUCCAUUUACUUGGAAUACGCUGCUUUCUUAGAGGCUCAAGAUAAACUUCAAAAAGCCCAGGAUAUGUAUAUGAAGGUACUAUCUGAUGUAGCUCCGAAGCUCGCAGAAGCAUUCUUACGCUAUUGUAAUUUCGAACGGAGACGAGGAGAUGUCGAUACGGCAAAGACGUGGUUUGAGCGCGGAAUGGAGGUAGUCAAGGACGAAGUCGAAGCAUUUUCAUAUGUUGCUACCUCGUACGCUACAUUCCUACACAAGUUCGUUGGCGAUACAGCAUCUGCCCGUGCAGUAUUUGAGCGUGCUGUACAGCAAAACAACGGUUCGAUAUUGCUUUGGCUGAAUUUUAUUCACUUUGAGGUUAACGCCAAUGGCAAAUGUCCGGAACUUGUGCCACGGGUCUCCCGUGUUUACGAGCUUGCUCUCGAAGACAGUUGUAGUCUAUCAAUGGACGAGAAAAAUGAUUUGUGGUUUCAGUAUGUGGAAUUUAUCGAGAAUUAUGGCGGUACAAUUGCUCAGGUGCGUGAUUUGCGCCGCAGGGAAUUGGCCUGGAAGCUACAGAAGGCUCAGUCCCGCAACCGGACGAUUAAGCUGCUGAAUUUCCAGACCUGUCGGGAAGGCAAUAUGAGCGGAUACAACUCUAACAUGGAACCAGGGACAAAGCGUCCCCGUAUCGUAGCCCCGCUUACCUCUGCGGUUCUUACGGCUCCGGCGGUAGUACCAAUUACACCUACAACGGCAACAGCAACAACAGCGGCUGGACCCUACUACCAAGGCUAUCAGGGAUAUGGAGCUCAGGUCCACGCGUACUCCCAAGCCGACCCUACGGCUGCUACUGGUCAGCAGACGUAUUCGCAAGCGCAAUUCUGCACCUACUACCAACAGUAG